Myotis daubentonii (Daubenton's bat) is the source of this 2441-nucleotide messenger RNA. It is a transcript of the gene TM7SF3, whose product is annotated as transmembrane 7 superfamily member 3. Gene Ontology annotation, cellular component: plasma membrane. Lineage: Eukaryota; Metazoa; Chordata; Mammalia; Chiroptera; Vespertilionidae. Gene Ontology annotation, biological process: negative regulation of programmed cell death. The record is from RefSeq and is a predicted model, not a curated record.
AUGCAUUACUCUGAUUCACUCAGCACCAUGAAAUACUUGGGGGCAGAGAUCCUGGGAACGCCGCCGGCUGCGAGGCCCCCUCGCGCCACUCGGGGGCGCACUCCCUCCCUGGAAACCUCCCUCCGUCGCCCCCGCCCGGGGCUACGGAGCGGUGACGUCAAGGGGCGGGGCGGAGACGCGGUGCCCGGCGGCGGGGGGCGAUCGCCUUCGGAGAGAACCUCUGGCUGCGGCGGGCGAGUGCGGCCGUGGUUGCUGGCCAGCCCCGCGGCCCUGGCUGGGGUGCAGCGCGAGCACCUGGCGGGCGAUGGCGCCGAGCGCGAGCGGCCUCGGGUGGCGAGGGCGAGGCCCCGGGGCCCCGAGCGCGCCGCUCUCCGACGUCGACAUCGGCUCUGGCGGCGCCGGGCCCGGGCGGCUAGGGGGCUCCUUCGGCUGAUGGCGCUGGCGGCGCUGGCAUCGCAGCCCGGGGUGGCUGGUGGCGCCGAGACCGUCGGGAACGCCAGCGUGGGUCUUAUUGAAUUUUCUGUGGGGAAAUUUAGAUACUUCAAGCUCAACAGACCCUUUCCAGAGGAAGCUAUUUUGCGUAAUAUUUCCAGCAAUGUGACUUUUCUUAUUUUCCAAAUACACUCACAGUAUCAGAAUACAACCAUUUCUUUUUCUAAGACUCUCCUCCCCAGUACCUCGGGAACAGGCACUGACAAAGGACUGGUUUUCAUUCUUAGACCAGAGCAGAGUAUGUGCUUUUGGUAUUUGGAGACUUCAGAUGCUGAGCCUGUCCAAAAUAUGGCCAUUCCACUCUCCUACUCAGAGAGAGAUCCUAUUCCUGGAGGCUGUAAUUUGGAGUUUGAUUUAGAUAUUGACCCCAACAUUUAUUUGGAGUAUGAUUUCUUUGAAACAACUAUCAAAUUUGCCCCAGCAAACCUAGGCUAUGCAAGAGGCACAGAUUCUCCGCCAUGUGACACGAGGACGGGGCAGGAUUCUAGGUGGAGGUUGCAGUAUGACGUCUAUCAGUACUUUCUGCCUGAGAAUGACCUCACUGAAGAGGGGUUGCUGAAGCAUCUGCAGAGGAUGGCCGAAGUGCCUCAGGUGAUGGCCAAUGCUAUUAAGGUGGUUACUCUAACAGCUAAUGAUAAGACAAGUGUUUCCUUCUCCUCCCUCCGGGGACAAGGUGUCAUUUAUAAUGUAAUUGUUUGGGAUCCAGUUCUCAAUACAUCUGCUGCUUAUGUUCCUGCUCACACAUAUGCUUGCAGCUUUGACGCAAUGGAGGGUAAUUGUCCUUCUCUUGGAAGAGUAUCAACCAAAGUGUUUUUCACUCUGUUUGCCCUGCUUGGUCUCUUCAUUUGUUUCUUCGGACACAGAUUCUGGAAAACAGAAUUAUUCUUCAUAGGCUUUAUCUUCAUGGGAUUCUUCUUUCAUAUACUGAUUACCAGACUGACACCUAUUAAGUAUGAUGUUCGUCUGGUCCUGACAGCCAUCGCCGGAGGUCUUGGUGGGAUCUUCUUGGUAGCUGCUUGGUGGCGAUUUGGCAUCCUCGCGCUCUGCAUGCUGUGUGUUGGACUAGUGCUGGGCUUCUUCGUCUCUUCAGUGGCUUUCUUCACUCCACUGGGAAACCUAACAAUAUUUAGUAAUGAUGCUGUGUUCUGGGUGACGUUCUCUUGUAUAGUUGUUCUCAUUCCAGUAAUUUUCAUGGGCUGCCAAAGAAUACUGAACAUCCUGACUUGUGGAUUCAUUGGCUCCUAUUCGGUGGUUUUGGCCAUUGACAGUUACAUGUACACAAGUCUUUCUUACAUCGCUUUGAAUGUCCUCAAGAGAGCACUCAGCCCUCAUUUCCGCAGAGCUUUCACACGUGUGCCUUUUCAAACUAAUGACUUUAUUAUCCUGGCAGUAUGGGGCAUGCUGGCUGUCAGUGGGAUUACGUUGCAGAUUCGGAGAGAAAGGGGGCGACCGUGUUUUCCUCCCCACCCGUACAAGCUAUGGAAACGGGAGAGGGAACGCAGAGUGACCAACAUCCUGGAUCCCAGCUACCACAUCCCGCCACUGAGAGAGAGGCUCUAUGGCCGAUUAACCCAGAUCAGAGAGCUCUUCCAGAAGGAGCAGCCGGCUGGAGAGAGAACACCCCUGCUUCUGUAGAUGCCAGAGGGCUCGGUCAGUGUGAUCCUGAAGAACACAGGCAGGCACUGCGCAGCUUUGGCGUUUGUGCCCAGCCUGCUUCAGCAAUCUCCAGUGCAAGUCUAAUAAGAAAACAGGCUUGUGUAUCUGUGUGCGGUGUCCUUACCGAUGCAUGGAGAUUAUAAUUCUAAGUGAUGAAAAGAUGACCAAAAAAUGGGUGAUAGGGAAGCUUUUCCGUAUUCCAAAAUACUUGAGAAAUUACCUCUUGGUUUACAUGAUCAACUUGUUCCAUUAAAUAGAUACACGCACACACACACACACACACACACACACAC